GGCUGGCCGCUCUGGCGCACUCCCCCGCAGGCCGAAUUACAGCUCUCCUACCAGUCCCAGGGCGCCGGAUGAUGUCAUGGGAUCCGCAGUGGAGCGAGAUGAAAGGGAGAGCGCGGAGCCCGCGGGCUGGGGGCGGGUUCCAGCACACAGCCCUCCGCUCGGCUCGGGAACCGCACGGCUGCGCGGGUCCAGCCCCUCGGCCCGGGCUGGGGAGAACCGCCGGGAUUGCCUCCUUGCAAAAAAAAAAAGGGGGGGGGCAGGAAAACAACGUGAUCCAUGUUAAACAAAAGAAUCUGUGCACUAAUGCGCACUCGGAGGCGGGAGGCUGCUUGCCUACCUGCUGAAAGGGGACUUUCUGGCUGCCCCUGCUCCUCUAUAAACCGAGCCCUGCCUUUGAUGUUCUGCAACUGAUCGCCGAUCGGAUUACGGGCAUUUCAUCUCGCUGCUCCGCUGCCUUUGAUCUGCGUGGUUAAUUUUAUUUUCCUGGAUUUGGAGUUUCGCCUGGGCUUGUGCCGACGCACGGCUCCGGGAGGGGAGAAGCGUUUGGCACCGCCGCGCUGUGCCAAAGGGAGAAGCGAGGCUGCCGAAGGUGCCGGAAGGGUGAGGGCUGGAAAGAGUUCAGCACGUUGCAGAGCUCUUCAACAAAAACACACCUGAUAAGAACCAUGGCUUUAAAGGUGCCGUUGGACCAGGAGAAGCCGCUUCUCGCCGUCGUCGUUCUGCUAGCCUGCUUGGCCUGCGAAGCGACCUGUGAGACCGGGGACUGCAGACAGCAGGAAUUCAGGGACCGGUCCGGGAACUGCGUCCCCUGUGAGCAGUGCGGGCCGGGCAUGGAGUUGUCCAAGGAAUGUGGCUUCGGCUACGGGGAGGACGCCCAGUGCGUGACCUGCCGGCCGCACAGGUUCAAGGACGACUGGGGCUUUCAGAAGUGCAAGCCGUGCCUGGACUGCGCGGCCGCGAACCGCUUCCAGAGGGCCAACUGCUCCGCCACCAGCGACGCCGCCUGCGGGGACUGCUUGCCGGGGUUUUACAGGAAGACGAAGCUGGUUGGUUUCCAAGACAUGGAGUGUGUGCCUUGCGGAGACCCGCCUCCCCCCUAUGAGCCGCACUGCACCAGCAAGGUGAACCUCGUGAGGAUCCCGUCCGCGGCCUCCAGCCCGCGGGACACGGCGCUGGCCGCCGUCAUCUGCAGUGCCCUGGCCACCGUCCUGCUGGCCCUGCUCAUCCUCUGCACCAUCUACUGUAAGAGGCAGCUGAUGGAGAAGAAACCCAGCUGGUCCCUGAGAGCUCAGGAUGCUCAGUACAGCGGCUCCGAGCUGUCCUGCUUCGACCGGCCUCAGCUGCACAAGUCCACUCCCCGAGCCCGCUGCCAGUGCCACCGGGACUUGGGCCCGGCCUGCGGGCCCGUCCGCCUGGUGCCGUCCCUGUGCUGCGACGACACCUGCAGCCUCGACCCCGCGGCGCUCGGGGGCAGGGCGCACUCCAAGGCCGCCGCACUUCAGGAGAGGAACGCAGGUCCGCGGGGGGAGCCCGCGCCGGCGCUCUUCGGGUCCCUGUCCGUCUCCGGCGAGUUCUCGGACGCCUGGCCCCUGAUGCGGAGCCCCGUUGCCGCCGACGACGACGUCUCCUUGCCGGACUCGUGCACGGAGCUCACCGGAGAGGAUGCCCACUCUCUCAGUCUGGGGGACGGAUCCUGGUCCCCGCACAGCAGUCCGGGUCUGGGCGGCGGCGGCGCUGCCGCUGCGGUCCGGGCUCCCUCUGAAAACUGCACGGGAACUCCAGAUUUCCUGGGAGCCCACUCCCCGGCCCACCCGGCGCCCGCCCAGGAGCUGCUGGCCGGCAGGACCCAGCCAGACCCCGCCGCUCCGACGCCUCUGCAGGACCAGGAGUGCCCGUGAGGAGCCCGAGGGCACGCACGCCCCCCGGCAUG
This is a messenger RNA of Phyllostomus discolor (pale spear-nosed bat), 1930 nucleotides long. It is a transcript of the gene TNFRSF19, whose product is annotated as TNF receptor superfamily member 19. Gene Ontology annotation, molecular function: protein binding; signaling receptor activity. Gene Ontology annotation, biological process: positive regulation of JNK cascade; positive regulation of canonical NF-kappaB signal transduction. NCBI's taxonomy places the organism in Eukaryota, Metazoa, Chordata, Mammalia, Chiroptera, Phyllostomidae. Gene Ontology annotation, cellular component: plasma membrane. The transcript has 10 exons. The record is from RefSeq and is a predicted model, not a curated record. The coding region runs from base 666 to 1898 and encodes 410 amino acids.